Prionailurus viverrinus (fishing cat) is the source of this 4861-nucleotide messenger RNA. RefSeq names its product grainyhead like transcription factor 2 (gene GRHL2). Lineage: Eukaryota; Metazoa; Chordata; Mammalia; Carnivora; Felidae. Gene Ontology annotation, molecular function: RNA polymerase II cis-regulatory region sequence-specific DNA binding; DNA-binding transcription activator activity, RNA polymerase II-specific. Gene Ontology annotation, biological process: neural tube development; brain development; regulation of transcription by RNA polymerase II. The record is from RefSeq and is a predicted model, not a curated record. The coding region runs from base 163 to 1992 and encodes 609 amino acids. Gene Ontology annotation, cellular component: nucleus. The transcript is spliced from 16 exons.
UGGCCGCCCAAGUCCGCCACUUUCUGCUCUGUGGCUGCCCAUUGCCACCUUCCAGGAGGACUCCGCGCCGCCCGGCCGCCUCCGAGCUCGGGCCCCAUGUGAGGGGCCCCCCCUUAUCCCACCUUUCCGGCUAGUACAAAACGACUGGUGGCCUUAGUGCCCAUGCCCAGCGACCCUCCGUUCAAUACCCGAAGAGCCUACACCAGUGAAGAUGAAGCCUGGAAGUCGUAUUUGGAGAAUCCCCUGACGGCAGCCACCAAGGCGAUGAUGAGCAUUAAUGGUGACGAGGACAGUGCUGCUGCCCUGGGUCUGCUCUACGACUACUACAAGGUUCCUCGAGACAAGAGGCUGCUAUCUGUGAGCAAAGCAAGUGACAGCCAGGAAGAGCCGGAUAAAAGAAACUGCCUUGGCACCAGUGAAGCCCAGAGUAAUCUGACUGGAGGAGAAAACCGAGUGCAGGUCCUAAAGACUGUUCCAGUGAACCUUUCCCUAAAUCAAGACCACCUGGAGAAUUCGAAACGGGAACAGUACAGCACAAACAUCUCCGAGAGCCCGGCCAUCAUCCCGGUGUCCGGAAUCACGGUGGUGAAGGCUGAAGAUUUCACGCCCGUGUUCAUGGCCCCGCCCGUGCACUGUCCCCGGGGAGAUGGCGAGGAGCAACGUGUGCUUAUCUUUGAACAGACCCAGUAUGGUGUGCCCUCCAUGGCCAGCCAUAGCACCUACCUCAAGGAAGACCAGCGCAGCACCCCCGACAGCACUUAUAGCGAGAGCUUCAAGGACGGAACCGCAGAGAAAUUUCGGAGUGCUUCCGUUGGGGCUGAGGAGUACAUGUACGACCAGGCAUCAAGUGGCACAUUUCAAUACACCCUGGAAGCUACCAAGUCUCUGCGUCAGAAGCAGGGGGAAGGCCCCAUGACCUACCUCAACAAAGGACAGUUCUAUGCCAUAACGCUCAGCGAGACUGGAGACAACAAAUGCUUCCGACACCCAAUCAGCAAAGUUAGGAGCGUGGUGAUGGUGGUCUUCAGUGAAGACAAAAACCGAGAUGAGCAGCUGAAAUACUGGAAGUACUGGCACUCUCGGCAGCAUACGGCGAAGCAGCGGGUCCUUGACAUUGCUGAUUACAAGGAGAGCUUUAAUACGAUUGGAAACAUCGAGGAGAUUGCAUAUAACGCUGUUUCCUUCACCUGGGACGUGAAUGAAGAGGCAAAGAUUUUCAUCACUGUGAAUUGCCUGAGUACAGAUUUCUCGUCCCAGAAAGGAGUGAAAGGACUUCCUUUGAUGAUUCAGAUUGAUACAUACAGUUAUAAUAAUCGUAGCAAUAAGCCCAUUCAUAGAGCUUACUGCCAGAUCAAGGUCUUCUGCGACAAAGGAGCAGAAAGGAAAAUCCGAGACGAAGAGAGGAAGCAAAACAGGAAGAAGGGGAAAGGCCAGCCCUCCCAAACCCAGUGCAACAACUCCUCUGAUGGGAAGUUGGCCGCAAUACCUUUACAGAAGAAGAGCGACAUCACCUACUUCAAAACAAUGCCUGAUCUGCACUCGCAACCGGUCCUCUUCAUACCCGACGUUCACUUUGCAAACCUGCAGAGGACAGGACAGGUGUAUUACAACACGGAUGAUGAACGAGAAGGCAGCAGUGUCCUUGUCAAACGGAUGUUCAGGCCCAUGGAAGAGGAGUUUGGCCCAGCACCUUCUAAGCAGAUGAAAGAAGAAGGGAUGAAGCGAGUGCUUUUGUACGUGCGGAAGGAGACGGACGACGUGUUCGACGCUUUGAUGUUGAAAUCCCCCACGGUGAAGGGCCUGAUGGAAGCGAUAUCUGAGAAAUACGGACUGCCUGUGGAGAAGAUCGCAAAGCUUUACAAGAAAAGCAAAAAAGGCAUCUUGGUGAACAUGGACGACAACAUCAUUGAGCACUACUCGAAUGAGGACACCUUCAUUCUCAACAUGGAGAGCAUGGUGGAAGGCUUCAAGAUCACACUCAUGGAAAUCUGAGCCCUGGUCUCGGCGUCCCCUCAGCAGGGGCCCUCGGUGCAUUCCUCCCUGGGAGAGGUGGAAGCCCCGGCCCAGAGCCCAGAGCCCUGCCCCCCCCACCCCCCACCCCCCACCCCCCAACCGCUGUUACAGACUGUGCUGGGAGCCGGGCGAGGCACAGAGCCCCGUCCCUUAUCAGUGUGUCUGGCCCAUCCCCUGGCUCCUGCUGGAGCUAAAUCCUGAGCCCCUCAGGAAGGCGCGCUGGGCCUGUCAGACACUUAUUUAUUGUCCACCUGUUUCUGGAGCCCCGGGGUCCAGGCCUGCCAGGAUUCUGCAGGACACUGCUGGCCCCAGGUGAGACCGUCCAGAGCCCCCCCUCACCUUUCAAGGGAAACACAGCCAAUCUGUUCACCCCGAAGAGCCCGAGAACGCCUCACCUCCGCUUGCCCUGAGCGGCUGGUCAGAACGAGCUGCCGCCCGCUGCCGCCGUCGGGCGGGGUCAGAGGUGGACACCCGCGUCCUGGUCACAAGCCUUCAGGUGUCUCUGGGGAAGGCCGUCCUGCUAAACACGUCUGGGGGUUUCCAGCGAGUGGCCGCCAGGCCUUGUACAGGAAGACAUUCGGCUACCGUGUAAUUAGUAACCCAGAAGGUACGCCUGGCUAUUAUGUACAUAGUGUUUAUAAUAUGGCAAUAAUAUAUUUUACCUGCGGUACGUGGGCAUGUUUACUGCCGCUGGCCUAGGGGAGACGCGUAGCUGAGGCUCCGCUUUCUGCGAGAGGUUUGCAGGGGACGCGCCGGGACAGGGAAGCGGCCUUCGGGCUAUCCGGUGACUGCAGGGGUGCCAGCGGGCACGCCCGCCCUGUGGGCCGCCAGGCUUGCCUCCCGGUGAUGUGCUUUCCGGCGGGAAAGGUCGGAUUGUCUGAGGCCCCAGCUCCUCCAGCUUCGGUGAGCUUUCCGGACAGACCGCAGGGGGCUUGCGGCUGGACCCCGUGCUGGGGCCACUGCAGAACUUGGUGAUCAUGAGGACCGGGCCUCUGUGCAGUGCCUGACAGUUGACAAGUGCGUCUUUCAUCUCACGUGGCUCCCCCAAAAGCCCAGCUGCGGUUCUGAGAGUGAUGCCAACAGCUUAGCUCCGAAUUCACAGGCCGGGGGGCUGCUUCCCGUGGCCACCUCUGCUCCGGGCUGCUGGAUUCGGGGGGACGGGGGGAGGGGGUGCCCCCAGAGCCUCCUGGCUCUUCCGAAGGGCAGCCCCUGGAGGAGGACUGGGAGAGAGAAGGCCUGGUCCUCCCGUACAUGCUCUGGGAGACGAAGAGUAGAAAAAAUGCUUCCCUAAACACUCGCGAAAUCAUGAACCAUCCUGGGCCGCUGUUCUCUCUGAAGGGACAGGUAGGUGGCCUGGGGGUUUGCGUUCGCCCUUGUGGGUUGAAGCACUGGCCUUCAGGUAGCCAGACACGUCCCCAGCCCCAGGUCCUGCACUAGGGCAGGUUCUAUGUAAGGGCCCAGAUUUGUUUGUAAAGCACUUUGACGUCUCACCCAGGGAGUUCUCUCUCCAAGGGCUCCCUGCCUCGCACCCCACCUGCCCCUGACGCCCAGAGCAGGACAGAAGGGCUGCUUCCAGCCCAGCUGUUUCUCCUUGAGGCUACAGACGAUUUGGAUGGAAUGGAGAGCGGGUGCCGCGCCGAGGAAGAUGUCCGGGUGAUGGUAACGGGGCACCUUUCUGUGUCUUCUGGACACGUUAUCCCUUCCUGUGGUGCCAAAGGUUUGCAUCCCGGAUUCAGUUCUGCUCCCAUCUGUUCCCUCCUCCCCCGCUCUGGCUGCCAUGCCCUGGACCAGCAGCGUGGGGACCCUCCUGGGUCCUGAUGAAGCUCUGUUCUGUGACGGACAGAUUCAGUGUUGAAAAUCUAUGACGUACUCUGCACUUCGCGUGCUCCUUGCCUCAGAGGUGGAUUGGAACGUGACUGGCAGACGAAACGGCAGAUACUGUUGGGCUGGGGCAGAGACUCCAGAGUAGGGAAAAGAUAAGAUUUGGGGCGUCUGACACAAGUUACCCUACCCUUUUUUCUCUAGUCUCUUUGGGGAAAUGUUUGCUGGUCUUCCCCAAGGCAGAGGAUGAUCAGAGACGCCUUUGCAUUUGUUUCCAGUCCCUGAGCCAUCACCGUGGUGACCCCCACCUACCAGAACAAAGAAUGUGAGGCCAGUGCCACCGAAGGGUGGUGCAGAGAGAGCAUCACCUCCCAUCUGAUCUGCCCCCCAUCUUUCUCCUGCCCCCUCUGCAUUCUCAGAGUGUCCAUGGUCUAGCUUGGAUGUAUGUCAGCAGGGCUUCGAUGAGCACAAUUUUCUGAGCAGAAACACUCUAGAAAGAUAGGAAGACUUGCCUCUUCUCUUGUCCCUUCAAUCUAUUACACUUAAACAAAUAUGCUUCUCUGAAAAAAAUCCAUGUAAGAUGAGGGACACGUGAAACAAGUAUUUUUCUUACACAUACCCACACUGCUUAGGCUUAAUGUGUGUCUGGAGAUUGGAACCAACAGAAAAACGCAGUCAGAUGUCAUCUUGGACUUGGAUCCUGAAAGACUAAGGCACGUCCCAGCCCAGAAACUUACGAGGCGUGAAAUGAAUCAAACAUUUAUUUUCCUUCUUAUUUAAAAUUAGGAAAAUGCAACAGAAACAGAGGGUUUGUGCCAAAUUCUGUGAACGGCCCUUUCUUAAAAACAAGCAAGGGAGAUUGAAAGAUGGACAAUUUGCUCUCGUGUUUUAAACAAAAGAAAAAGGCAAAUGUAACUUAAUAGUUUUGUAAAUGGGAGAAGGGGAAUCUAUAAACUAUAAAUACAGUUAUUUUAUUUUUUGUACAUUUUUAAGAGAAAAAAAUAAAUAUUCAUAACGUCAGAGUAAA